AUGCGAGGUGGUAGCUCGUUCAAGCGCGCUGUUGGGGUCGAACUCUCUACCACAAUCCAGCAGUCGCGUGUGCUACUGGUAGGCGCUGGUGGCAUCGGCUGCGAACUGCUCAAAAACCUCGUCCUUUCUGGCUUCGGCGAAGUACACAUCAUCGACUUAGACACUAUCGACUUGAGCAACCUCAAUCGGCAAUUCCUGUUCCGACACGAGCACAUAAAGAAAUCGAAGGCCCUGGUUGCGAGAGAUGUCGCGCAGAAAUUCCGACCCAGCGCGAAGCUCGAAGCAUACCAUGCGAACAUAAAGGAUCCCCAAUUCAACGUGGAUUGGUUCAAGUCAUUCAAUAUUGUCUUCAAUGCGUUGGAUAAUCUGGACGCCAGGCGCUAUGUGAACCGAAUGUGUCUUUCUGCCGAGGUGCCUCUCAUCGAAAGUGGCACCACGGGGUUUAAUGGUCAAGUCCAGGCCAUCAAAAAGGGCAACACGGAGUGCUAUGAUUGCACCCCAAAAGAAGUGCCCAAGUCAUUUCCUGUGUGCACUAUCCGCAGCACCCCCUCCCAGCCGAUUCAUUGCAUUGUCUGGGCGAAGAGCUACUUGCUACCGGAGUUGUUUGGGAAAAGUGAAUACGAGGCCGAGGAGCUAGACACCUCAGAAAAUGCAGAGAAUGCGACGGAAAUUGAAGAGCUACGGAAGGAGGCUCGGAUUCUCCAAGACAUUCGACAAUCAAUGGGCUCUGCCGAAUUUCCCCAGAAGGUGUUCGAGAAGGUCUUCAAGGACGACAUUGAACGUCUACGAGGAAUGCACGAUAUGUGGACGCAGCGCAAACCGCCAGAGGCCCUGGAUUUCGACGCAGCCCAAGCAGAAUCCGAAUCUAUCCCACCCACAAUCUCGAGCAAUGACCAAAAGGUGUGGUCGUUGAACGAGAACUUUGCAGUGUUCAAGGAUAGUUUGAGUCGCUUGACCCAACGUUUAAAUGAGCUCCAAAAAACUUCAACUGACGAUCAACCCGUGAUCUUGACGUUUGACAAGGACGAUGAGGAUACCCUUGAUUUCGUUACAGCAACAGCUAAUCUUCGGGCGGUUGUGUUCGAUAUUCCUCUCAAGUCCAAAUUUGAUACCAAGCAGAUGGCGGGCAAUAUCAUUCCUGCCAUUGCAACCACAAACGCAAUGACCGCUGGCCUUUGCGUCCUCCAGGCAUUCAAGGUGCUCCAGGAUGACCUGGCGCAUGCCAAAAUGGUCUUCCUCGAGAGAUCCGGCGCCCGAGCUAUUAAUUCCGAUUCCUUGAACCGUCCAAACCCUGAAUGCCCAGUUUGCUCUGUUGCCCAGGGGAGGGUGAUCGUCGACUCAGACCGUGCCACGCUUGAAGACCUCGUUCAAGCCGUUAAUCGGAUGAAAUUAGGAUAUAGCAAAGAUAACUUCGCGGUCACUUCAUCGCUCGGCCUCUUGUACGACGAGGACAUGCUGGACAACCUGCCCAAGAAAUUGUCAGAGCUGGAGAUUAGAAACGACUCCUUUCUUACAAUUAUCGAUGAGCAGGACGAGGAUCCCCGCGUGAACUUGGAGCUGCUUGUCGUUGAAAUAACCGGAACCGCACGCGAAGACGCAGUAUCUCUGGAGCAGGUGUUUGAACUCCCUCGAAAGCCCAGAGCCCUUCAAGAGUCAACUCCCGAAGUUGCGCCAACCAAUGGCACUCUUGCUAUCGGCAAACGCAAGCGGGAGGCUGACGAGAUAGAUAUGGCGAAUGACCACGCCCCCAAGCGUAUCGCUGGUGGGCCGGUGGCCGAGGGCGAUGGGUCCGAUCCUAUCGUUCUCGAUGACGCCGAUGGGGGCGCCAUUUUGAUUGAUUGA
Penicillium alfredii is the source of this 1842-nucleotide messenger RNA. RefSeq names its product E1 ubiquitin-activating protein ubaB. Gene Ontology annotation, biological process: protein sumoylation. The transcript is spliced from 10 exons. The record is from RefSeq and is a predicted model, not a curated record. Gene Ontology annotation, cellular component: SUMO activating enzyme complex; cytoplasm. Gene Ontology annotation, molecular function: SUMO activating enzyme activity. Lineage: Eukaryota; Fungi; Ascomycota; Eurotiomycetes; Eurotiales; Aspergillaceae. Bases 1 to 1842 code for a protein of 613 amino acids.